Messenger RNA from Rhagoletis pomonella (apple maggot), 816 nucleotides. Its product is annotated as ficolin-2-like. The coding region runs from base 1 to 816 and encodes 271 amino acids. NCBI's taxonomy places the organism in Eukaryota, Metazoa, Arthropoda, Insecta, Diptera, Tephritidae. The record is from RefSeq and is a predicted model, not a curated record. The transcript is spliced from 3 exons.
AUGCUGCGCAAUCGAGUUUGCAAAUGUCCUUGCAAACCUGCAAACCAAAAUCUUCCUUGCGCGUAUGCAGGUGAAUUUGCUGUAUUUGCCACUUUCUGUUUGGCGAAUGCACUGCAGAAUGUCACCGAUGGACCUCUAACGAAAAGUUCACUUGCCCGUUCAGUUUAUGCAUCUUCAUUGCCGCGAAGUUGUGCAGAAGCAUUCGCAGCCGCUCGUAGCAGAGCACAGAGUGGCAUCUAUCAGUUAUACCUGCCAGAAUGGUUUGAACACCCGUUCUACGUAUACUGCCUAAAGGAUCCUAAUGGUGGCGAUGCUUGGACAGUAUUUCAGCGUCGCCAGGACGGAUUGGUGAAUUUUUAUCGCACUUGGCGAGACUAUCAAACUGGCUUUGGUAAUUUGGAUGGCAAUUUCUUUAUUGGCUUGGAUAAGUUGCAUGCCUUGACUCAAGUGGAGUUGCAAGAGUUGUGGAUUGAAAUGAUGGAUUAUACGGGCACACAUGUGCAUGCGAAUUAUGAAAGUUUCGCUGUGGCCGACGAGGAGGAGAAGUAUGCGCUGAAUAUUAUAGGCAAAUAUUCGGGCACUGCCGGAGAGGCGCUAAAAGAUUUUCAUGAUGGUCAAAAAUUUAGUACUUUCGAUGAGGAUAACGAUGAGUAUGUGGACAACUGCGCCGAGGUUUGGAAAGGAGCUUGGUGGUACAAAGACUGUUGGUGGAGUAAUUUGAAUGGCAUGUACAACAACUCAUUAUUUUGGAAUGGACGCUUUCCAAACAAUAUGAAGUACACCCACAUGGCUAUAAGGCCGAAGAAACGGCUAUAA